UAAAGACUGAACUUGCCUGAAGGGCAAUGGAUCCAAAUAAUAUUUCCUCCCUCAUUUCUUAAGUUUGGCUCCAAACAAUCUGUCUUUCCAAUACUGGACCUGCAGAAGCAGCCCCACCAAAGAAUACUGUGGCUGGAAAAAAGAUAAGACUAAACAGCAAAAUGAACGCAUCCUUCAUCUAACACUCCACAGAAGACCCAGCACCAGCACAGUGAACUUGGGAAAAGAAGAAUCUUCUGCUUGAAGCCCAGGACUUAGCAGGUUGCAUACACUUAGCAUCUAAGAAUUCAAGGAUGAAGACUUUAUUUCUGAGCUCUAAAGAAACAUAUUGCUGCACUGAGGCACUUCUAAUAUUUCAACAAAGCCACGCUUGUGGAAAGACAUAUUCAUAAAGGUAGAACAGAUUCACCGAACUGUGGCCAGAAGAAAACUCCAGAGAACAUUUGGAGUUCCAGGAAACAUCUGGAAUGCCAAAGAUGAACCUACUUGAGGCAGCAAAAUCAGGGUUUCUAGUAUGCAUUGUGGUUUGCAUCUUCAUCUUUGGUGUUUUCUACCUACGGAAUGCAAUCUUCAAGAAAGACAGAGAGGAAAAACUCAUCCCGAAAGAGUGUGGCUUUUAUCCAGAUGAACUUUGCUCGGCCCUCUUUGAUGGGAAAGAAGUUGCUUUUCAGAUUGGCCAGCUGUGCCAGGAGGCUCUAGGGGGAAGAGAAAUGUCUACUUGCAUACAAACACCAUGCAACUGUUCCACACUGCAGAAGAAACUCCACUUCAUUACAAGACCACUGUCAGAAGAAGAAAGGAACUUCUCCUUGGCAUACAUCAUCACCAUUCACAAGGAACUGGACAUGUUUAUAAAACUACUCAGAGCUAUUUACGUGCCUCAGAAUGUUUACUGUAUACAUAUUGAUGAAAAAUCACCAGAGGAUUUUAAGCAAGCUGUGAAAACCUUGGUCAACUGCUUUGAAAACAUUUUUAUUGCUUCCAAGAGAGAAAAAGUUGUCUAUGCAGGAUUUUCCAGAUUGCAAGCAGAUAUCAACUGCAUGAAGGAUUUGAUUCAUUUAAAAAAUCAGUGGAAUUAUGUUAUUAAUCUAUGUGGCCAGGAUUAUCCCAUCAAAACUAACAAGGAACUUAUACAGUAUAUUAAAAGUAAAUGGAAUGGUAAAAAUAUAACUCCAGGAAUUGUUCAACCACCUCAUAUGAGACACAGAACUCAUCUUAGUUACCACGAACUUGUACAGUCAGGAAUAACAUUUAUCUAUCCAACUAAUAAUGUGAAAAGUGAACCACCCCAUAAUUUGACUAUAUAUUUUGGGACUGCCUACUAUAUACUCACAAGACAAUUUGUAGAGUUUACACUGACUGAUGCACGUGCAAAAGAUUUGCUCGAAUGGUCAAGAGACACCUAUAGUCCAGAUGAGCAUUAUUGGGUCACCCUGAAUCACUUACCAGAUGCUCCUGGUGCUACACUGAACACAACCUGGCAAGGAAAUAUACGAGCAAUCAAGUGGAGAAAUCAAGAAGGGGAAACCCACAACGGCUGCAAAGGACAUUAUGUCAGAGAUAUCUGCAUCUAUGGUCUUGGAGACUUAGAGUGGAUUAUUAACUCUCCUAAUUUAUUUGCCAACAAAUUUGAGCCAGCAACAUAUCCACUUGUUAUGGACUGCCUAGAGAAGUAUUACAGAAUGAAGGUACUCCAGCAAGCUGAAGUACCUUUGGAAGCACACUGGCAUUUGGAGGAAUAGACUGCUCUGAACAUCCGGACUAACCAUAGCCUCUAUGGAGGGUGAAGCAGAACAAAAGACACCCCACAUUUCAAAAUGUAUGUUAGAAAGAUGGAUACUGCAUCAUAAGUAUUCAGCAUCUUGGAUCCGAGGGCAUUAAGAAAGGAAAAUCCUGAACAACAUGAAGAGUCAAUACGCACUGAAACUAGUGUCCUUACCAACAUUAACUUCUCUGUGCCUGUUCUUUUUUCUCCCAUUCAAGUGCUUAGAAACACAUAAUUGGUGCAUAUUGUCUUAGAUUCUUACAGGUAGUCCAUGUUUAGCUACUGCCUCGUUUAGCGCCUGUUUGCAGUUACAAAAAUGAUACAAAAGUAACUUUGUGACCAAUCCUCACAUUAAAGACCUUUGCAGGUCUGUAAAGCAAAGGGAAGCUGAAGGAGGAUCAUAAAAACACUUGUGGUUUCACUUAGUGACCGCUUUGCUUAACAACUGAGUUGUCUGUCAUAAUUAUGGUCACUAAAUGAGGACUACCUGUUCUCUUUCACAUAAGAGGACUAAUCUCUUUCUAAAAGAAUGCUUAUUCUUUUAAAUGAACUAUUUAAAAAGGCUCACAUCCUGACUUAAAUCCAGACCACGCCCUCUGAAGUUAAUUGCACUAAAUGAGUCAUGACUAACUUGCCCCACUUACUCCAGUGGGUCUAUUUUAAGCAUAUAUAAAUCCAUAUCUAAAUAUAAUUCAUAUAUAAUUACAUUUAUCUUCUUUAACAUCUUUUUUCUACAUAUAACUUUAUGUAAAUUUAAUUAAUAAAUCCCUGAAUAAACAUAUUCAUAGAAUUAAUCAAAAUUUUCUGUCACUGGAUGACACUGAUCUUUCAUCCAGUCCAAUCUGGUAAAAUUACAUGUAAAAUCAAGUAAAAACCUAGCAUUUAUAUAUUAUGACGUAUCUGGCUGGCUAAAUGAAAAAAUAAAAUAAAAUUCAGUAUUCCAUAAGUCUUAAUUCAGACAGAGGAGAAAAUUAAGUAAGUUAAAUUAGGAAGAAAAAAAUAAAAGUAUAUGUGGGGCUGAACUAAGUCUUAUACUCAAUAUUUCAAAUUUCACUUGAAUCUGUAUCUCUUGAACUGAAAGUUUACACAAUGUUUCACAGGGAGAAUAAAACUGUAUUAAUGAAAAUAUAUAUUUAUAUUAUUAAUUAUCAUUUGAAUUCCUCUAUAAGAUAUUGAAAUAGUAAGUUUGAAAAUAUCUCCAUAAGUGUGAUAGAUAUUAACUUCCUGUUGACAACAAAAUCUCAACCAACCAACAUGUAAAUGUUUUGUUCGAAGCAGGGAGGGUACAAUAUGAAAAACAUUCUUUUUUAUGGUUUAUACUUGCAUCUAUGUCAGUACUGUUUACAAAUUUAACUUAAAUGUUUUAGAAGAGAGAUCCAAAAAUAAAACUCACAAAACAGAAUUUAUUCUUGAUGAAGGUGUGGAAACCCCCACCACACCAUUACAGUUGUACAGGAAAACUCCUUGUAGAUUUCUUAAGCAGAUAAACUCAACUCUUUAAUGUUAUCUGUCUCUGAUUUGUCUAACAAAUGACUCAACCAUACAGAUGUACACAGGUUCUGUUAAGUAAGGCUCUACUGUGCUAGUUUGUACCUUAACAAUGAGGGGCAAAGUAUUUCUCUUCUCCCAGGAACACAGAAGAUGGAUGUACCUGCUAUAGUAUGAUCUAGUUUGACCAGUGAAAUGUGUUGAGUGGGGCUGUCCCUGAAAAGAUUUUGGAAACUAGGAGCACAAAAUGGGAUAGUCAGACAAUGAUUCGAUUUGCACUUUAAAAACUAGCUGUAUUUGUACUUGACCCAGCUGGACUUUAGUUCAUUUCCAAGCACAAUGCAACUUGUGGAAUUCAUUUCAUAAAGCUGUAAAUAAUAGAAAGGAUGGAGAUAGGAGACCUGAAAGUCUGCCUCUUCCCAUAUAUGCUUGCUGUAAUUUCUAUUCCUCUGCUGAGUUUUUAAAUGGAGGAAAAAAAUCCAAUCAUUUCACAGAGAUUGUAAUGGCUUCCGAUGGAUUUGAUCUAUAUACACAGUCAUCACGUAUUCCUUUUCAGAAUAAGCAAUGUUAUCGAAAGCACAGAAAAAGCCUAAGAAGCAUUAAGCAAAGGAAAUUAAAGGCAGUAGACUGGAGAAAGGAAAGAAAAUCUAACUAAAUCUAGUUUACACCAACACCAUUCACUAUCCUCCAUAGCAUUUAUCCUUGCAAACCAUUCCAUCUUCUACCACAUCCAUACACUAUUCGUACAUUGCCUUUAAACUCCCAACUUCCCUCUCUUUGAAGAUCUCAUUAACUCCUUCCAGCCAUGACUUUCUCAGUUUUCUGCUUCCUCUCAGCCCAUCCCUGCUUCUUUCCCAAGCCAGCAUGGUGAAAUGGUCUCUGGACUAUGACUGAGAGAACCUGGGCACUGGUCCACUUCUGCUGCCAGUCACUUUCUCUUGGUCCAAACUACCUCACAGGUGUAUUGCUGUAGCAAAAUCAAAGAGCAGAAAGCACUAGAAACACCUUGUAGUCCUGAACAAAAGGUAGGGUAGAAAUCAAAUACAUUUAUUUUAUGAUUCAAUCCUCAUUCUUUCUCUGUAUGAGUAAACAAGCAAACAAACAAAUAAAUAAAUGCAUGUAUUUUAUAUUGGCCAUUGAUUUUAAUAAUCAGUCCACAUUUAUUCAGCACCCAUUCAUUCUUGAUCCUAUCUCUUCCUGCUUUACCACGUAACCCAUCCCCAUUUAGUUCAACUUAAUUUUUUCCUGUCAUACCCAAAUCUCAGUUACAUGGGCCGAAGCAUGCCGUUAUAAACCAGCCAUUUUCAUUUCUUUCAACAUUGUUUCCUCACAACUACCCAUCAAUAAUCUAGUUAUAAUAUAGACCAAACUAUAAUGAGCAAUACUGUUAAGGCUGGUGCUUUCAUUUUAUGGAUGACUCAAGUCUUGCACUAACAGGAAGUAAACCACUGACAUUGCCCCCCCCCCCGCACUUAGACCGACUCUUACUCAAAGCAAUACAGAUAUUAAAAUAACAUCCAGAUUAAGAAGGGAAAAUGUCUGUUGUUACAUCCAGGCUGAAAUGGACAGAAAGGCAUUCAAGUGUACCAAAUUCUUCCUUUGUUCACCUUUAUUUAUUUUGAAUGAAGGAUAUCAUUUUGCAAUUCAGUGGAUGUUACUUCUUGUCAAAACUGAAGAAUUUACCAAUUCUUAAUGCCUUCCACACUGCGUACCAAUAAUGAAGCUUAUCCCACUUUUAUAGCUGGACACCAUCGGGUUCAUUCACAGCUUGAAAACAUCUCACUACAAGAAAAAUGGGCAGUGCCAUGCCUAGCAUACAGCAAAACAGCUCAUCAGCAGUGAGAAGUAAAUGAAAUCUCCCAUUGCAAUGACCUCCAGCUUAGCCAAAAGGCCAUUAAUUAUUAAACAUUUUCCCACAGCGAUGAGCAUUUUCUUCGGCAGCUGUGCUUAUUUUAGAUAAUCUCUAACCGCACUUCUGGUUAUUUGUUCCAUUAUUUAUGUGGGAAACUAAGCCCAAAUAAACCUCAGUCAGAUGUUUCAAAAGGAAA
This is a messenger RNA of Candoia aspera, 5301 nucleotides long. Its product is annotated as beta-1,3-galactosyl-O-glycosyl-glycoprotein beta-1,6-N-acetylglucosaminyltransferase 7-like. The transcript is spliced from 6 exons. The record is from RefSeq and is a predicted model, not a curated record. Lineage: Eukaryota; Metazoa; Chordata; Lepidosauria; Squamata; Candoiidae. Gene Ontology annotation, molecular function: acetylglucosaminyltransferase activity. Gene Ontology annotation, cellular component: membrane. The coding region runs from base 468 to 1742 and encodes 424 amino acids.